Messenger RNA from Thrips palmi, 11396 nucleotides. It is a transcript of the gene Dhc62B, whose product is annotated as dynein heavy chain 12, axonemal. NCBI's taxonomy places the organism in Eukaryota, Metazoa, Arthropoda, Insecta, Thysanoptera, Thripidae. Gene Ontology annotation, cellular component: dynein complex. The coding region runs from base 205 to 11334 and encodes 3709 amino acids. The transcript is spliced from 30 exons. Gene Ontology annotation, biological process: microtubule-based movement. The record is from RefSeq and is a predicted model, not a curated record. Gene Ontology annotation, molecular function: ATP hydrolysis activity; minus-end-directed microtubule motor activity; dynein light intermediate chain binding.
GGCAAGCCCCUGGGCGAGGGCCGCACGGAGCGCUACCACAUCUUCCUGCAGCGCGUGGAGACGCUGCAGGAGAAACUGUUCAUCACGCACCCGCUGGUGCGCGCCAUCCUGCGCCUGGCCCAGCAGCACGUCCCCGACCUCAUCAACGACUUCGGCAAGUACCGCGAGACGGGCGUCGUGGAGCUGGCCAAGCUCAAGUCCAGCAUGUUCAACGACAUGAAGCGCAGCGAGGUGGUGGUCACGCAGACCUGGUACCCCAAGAUCGUGGCGCUCUUCUCGGAGAAGAAGGCGCUGGCCGGCGUGCCGCGCAAGCACUGGCCCCAGUUCCUCAAGUGCGCCUCCAACGUGCUGCGGGUGCAGGUGACCGAGCUGAUGCGGCGCAGCAUCGACCACUUCGUGGACAUCAUGAGCGACGAGGCGCGGAUCCCCUUCUUCAAGCUGGACAUCUUCUACGCCGAGAACGGCCUCGAGCUGUACCCCACCGACAAGGAGAUCUUCGGCACCAUGGCAAAAGUGGUGGACUCGAUUGCCACCAUCGCGCAGGAGCUGCCCUCCCUGGAGACCUGGGUGGACGUGAGCUCGCGGGAGGAGCUCAUCCCCAUGAAGAUCUGCGAGCCCUACUUGGAGGAGAUGCAGGCGCGGCUGCUGCGCAACUUGACGCAACUGUUCAAGCCCGUCAAGGACCACCUGGGGACGCUGGCGGACCAGUACAAGAUGCUGUACAGCGACGACCUCAAGAAGGAUAUUGCGGCGUACUUGGCCGAGCGGCACGAGUUCGAGGAGCUGCGUGAGAAGAUCGACUUCUUCAACGGCUUCCUCGACAACAUCUCCGACAUGGUGGUGAACGAGUACUUCCCCGUGGCCAAGCUGUGCCAAUACGACGUGAUCAAGACGCUCAAGGAGUUCGCCAACAAAUUCAUCACUUCCAUCGUCACCGACAUGGUCGAGGAGCACAAGGCGGAAAACCGGAAAAUCUGCGCCGCCUUCGAGGAGAUCGUGGAGAAGGCGCAGCAGGUGCCAGCGGACACGGCCGAGCUGAUGGCGAGCGGCGAGUACAUGCUGUACGCCACCACGACCUUGAUGGAGGAGCUGCAGGCGCGCAUCAAGCGCCAGAUGGAGAUCACCACCAUGUUCAUGGAGCUGACGGGGCUGGACGCCGAGCACAUGGAGCUCAACACGGCCAUCGUCACCUGGCAGACGGACAUCAAGCGCACCUUCGAGCUCAACGCGUCGCUCUACGAGAAGUACAAGGUGGAGUUCGAGGAGGUGCUCAAGGCGCGCACGGACAAGCUCAACGAGGAGGUGGCCGACCUGGCGCCGCGCCUGGUCGUCUUCAACAACAUGGACAGCGUGGACAAGCUGGCCGACUACUGCGAGAACAUGCGCAAGUUCAUCAAGCGGCUCGAGGAGUUUGACCGCGACGUGGCGUGGAUCAACCGCGAGGAGACGCUCAUGAAGUUCAGCGUCUCCAACUUCCCCGAGCUGGACGAGCUCAAGGCCAUCAUCAUGCCCUUCGCCGAGCUCGUCUUCAGCUGCCACAAGUGGAAGCGCACCUACCGACUCUGGAUGGACGGGACGUUCGAGGACCUGGACGGCGCGUCCAUGGAGGAGAUUACCGACAACUUCUACAAGGAGACGCAGCGCAUGCAGAAGGCGUACCGCCAGAAGAUCAAGCAGCAGGUGACGGAGAACUACAAGCGCCGCUUCAAGGGCAACAUGGACGACCCCGACGUCAACAACCACCCGGCGCCGCUCAAGCUGUGCUACCAGGUGCUGGAGCAGAUCAAGGACUUCCGCUCCAACGUGCGGCUGGUGACCAUCCUCUGCAACCCCGCGCUCACGCGCCGCCACUGGGAGGAAAUGAACCAGAUCCUCAACAAGAACAUCACGCCGGACGCGGGCACCACGCUGCGCAAGAUGACGGAGCUGGGCCUGGAGCCCUACAUGGAGGAGUUCGAGAUCGUGAGCGUGGGAGCGCUCAAGGAGCGGCAGCUGUUCGAGAACCUCAAGAAGAUGCAGUCCGAGUGGCACGGCGUGCACUUUGUCACCAACACGUACAAGGAGACCAAGAUCCCCAUCCUGGGCUCGCUGGACGACGUGCAGGCGUUGCUGGACGAGCACCUCGUCAAGACGCUGUCCAUGCGCGGCUCGGCCUUCGUGAAGCCCUACGCCGCGGAGGUGCGCGCGUGGUACGACCUGGUGACGCGCGUCAACGCCACCCUGGAGCAGUGGGGCCGCGUCCAGGCCGGCUGGAUGUACCUGCUGCCCAUCUUCUCGUCCAAGGACAUCUGCGCCCAGAUGCCGGCCGAGAGCGACCUGUUCAACGACCUGGACGCGGUCUACCGCCGCAUCAUGCUCACCGUGGUCAAGGACCCCCGCGUGCUGGAGACGGGCGGCGGCCCGGGCGUGCUGGAGAGCCUCACGGACUGCAUCGAGAGCCUGGAGAAGAUCAACGACGGCGUGAACCGCUACCUCGAGCAGAAGCGCCUCUUCUUCCCCCGCUUCUUCUUCCUCUCCAACGACGAGAUGCUGGAGAUCCUGUCCGAGACCAAGGACCCCCUGCGCGUGCAGCCGCACCUGCGCAAGUGCUUCGAGGGCAUCGCGCGGCUGGAGUUCGACGCCGAGCUCAACAUCCACGCCAUGUUCAGCUCGGAGGAGGAGCGCAUCGAGCUCUGCGACGCCAUCUCCACCGAGGAGGCGCGCGGCAGCGUCGAGAAGUGGCUGGUGCGCGUCGAGGAGCAGAUGCUGCAGACCGUGCGUGACGUCAUCUUCCGCAGCUGGAAGGUGUACCCAGUGCACGCCAGGGAGGCCUGGGUCUGCGAGUGGCCGGGGCAGGUGGUGCUGUGCGUGUCGCAGGUGUACUGGACGGCCGAGGUGCACAACUGCCUCAAGUCGGGCCACCCCCGCGACCUGGUCGAGUACCACGGCAAGCUGGAGGAGCAGCUGGGCGCCAUCGUGGCGCUGGUGCGCGGCAAGCUGUCGCGACAGACCAGGGUCACCCUGGGCGCGCUGGUCGUCAUCGACGUGCACGCCAAGGACGUGGUGCUGGACCUGGCCGAGAAGGGCGUGUCCUCGGAGCAGGACUUCCAGUGGCUGGCGCAACUGAGGUACUACUGGGAGGACAACUGCCUGGUGCGCCUCAUCAACGCGACGGUGCCGUACGCGUACGAGUACCUGGGCAACACGCCGCGCCUCGUCAUCACCCCCCUGACGGACCGCUGCUACCGCACGCUCAUUGGCGCCUACCACCUGCACCUCAACGGCGCCCCCGAGGGCCCCGCCGGCACGGGCAAGACGGAGACCACCAAGGACCUGGCCAAGGCGCUGGCGGUGCAGUGCAUCGUGUUCAACUGCUCCGACGGCCUGGACUACAUCGCCAUGGGCAAGUUCUUCAAGGGGCUGGCCUCGUCCGGCGCCUGGGCCUGCUUCGACGAGUUCAACCGCAUCGAGCUGGAGGUGCUCUCCGUCGUGGCGCAGCAGAUCCUCUGCAUCAUCGUCGCCAUCCAGGCCAACCAGAGCACGCUCAACUUCGAGGGCACCCAGCUCAAGCUGAACCCGGCCUGCUACAUCUGCAUCACGAUGAACCCCGGGUACGCGGGGCGCUCCGAGCUGCCGGACAACCUCAAGGUGCUGUUCCGCACCGUGGCCAUGAUGGUCCCGGACUACGCGCUCAUCGGGGAGAUCUCGCUGUACUCGUACGGCUACGUGGAGGCGCGCAGCCUGUCCGUCAAGAUCGUCACGACGUACCGCCUGUGCUCCGAGCAGCUGUCCUCGCAGUCGCACUACGACUACGGCAUGCGCGCCGUCAAGAGCGUCCUGUCGGCGGCCGGCAACGUCAAGCUCAAGUACCCCGCCGAGAAGGAGGAGAUCCUGCUGCUGCGCUCCAUCAUCGACGUCAACCUCCCCAAGUUCCUGAACCACGACGUGCCGCUGUUCCAGGGCAUCAUCGCGGACCUGUUCCCCGGCGUGGAGCUGCCCGCGCCGGACUACUCCAACAUGAAGGCGGCGGUGGACGCGGUGUGCGCCAGGCGCAACCUGCAGCCCGUCGAGUACUUCUUCACCAAGGUGGUGCAGACCUACGAGAUGAUGGUGGUGCGCCACGGCUUCAUGCUCGUCGGCGAGCCCUUCAGCGGCAAGACGAGCGCGCUGCACGUGCUGGCCGACGCGCUGGGCGCCAUGGCGGCCGAGGGGCUGGCCGAGGUGGGCGUGGACCUGGCCACGCUCAACCCCAAGGCCAUCACGCUGGGCCAGCUGUACGGCCAGUUCGACCCCGUGUCGUACGAGUGGUCCGACGGCGUGGUCGCCAAGGCCUUCCGCGACUUCGCCAUGUCCACGGACGGCCGCCGGAAGUGGAUCGUCUUCGACGGCCCCGUGGACGCCGUGUGGAUCGAGAACAUGAACACGGUGCUGGACGACAACAAGAAGCUGUGCCUGACGUCGGGCGAGGUCGUCACCAUGUCGUCCACCAUGUCCAUGAUCUUCGAGGUGAUGGACCUGCUGCAGGCGUCCCCGGCCACGGUGUCGCGGUGCGGCAUGAUCUACCUGGAGCCCAGCACGCUGGGGUGGCGCCCCCUCGUGGACUCGUGGCUGCGCGCCCCGCCCCCAGGGGCACCGUCGCGCUGGAAGGAAGACUACCGCCAGCUCGUGAGCGACAUCCUGGACUGGCUGGUGCCGGCCUGCACCACCUUCCUGCGGCGCCACUGCGCGCACCUCGUGGACGCGGGCGUGUCCAACAACGUGCGCGGCGUGCUGCAGCUGGCCGAGAUGCUGCUGGACGAGGCGGCCGCCACGUGGGAGGACCUGGAGAAGUACGCCAUGCCCUGGAUGCACGCCACCUUCAUCUACGCGGGCAUCUGGGGCUUCGGCGGCGCGCUGGACACCGCCUCGCAGGAGAAGUUCGACGAGUUCUUCAAGGACCUGUGGCGCGGCAACAGCGAGGCGCACCCGGUGCCCGAGUCCGUGGGCCCCGUCGAGGUGUCCAUCCCCCACGAGGGGCUGCUCUACGACUACGUGUUCGUGUACCGCCAGAAGGGCGCGUGGAAGCACUGGCCCGAGCUGCUGCGCGGCGCCAAGAUGACGGAGACCAUCAACAUCCAGCAGAUGGUGGUGCCCACCGUGGAGUCCCUCAAGUACGGCCACCUGCUGGAGAUGCACGUGCGCCACAGCGUGCCCUUCCUGCUGGUGGGGCCCACGGGCACGGGGAAGAGCUUCUACAUCCAGGACCUGCUGAUGAACAAGCUGGACCAGGACAACUACCUGCCCGCCUUCAUCACCUUCACGGCGCAGACGUCGGCCAACCAGACGCAGGAGCUGGUGCUGUCCAAGCUCAACAAGCGGCGCCGCGGCCUCUACGGCCCGCCGCCGGGCAAGAAGUGCGUCAUCUUCGUGGACGACAUGAACAUGCCCCAGAAGGAGGUCUACGGCGCGCAGCCCGCCAUCGAGCUGCUGCGGCAGUACUUCGACCACGGCAACUGGUUCGACCUCAAGGACUGCUCCAAACUGUUUCUCGACGACAUCCUGCUGGUGACGGCUUGCGGCCCCCCGGGGGGCAGCCGGCAGGACGUGUACCGUCGGUUCCUGCGGCACUUCAAGCUGUACGCCAUCAACCCCUUCAGCGAGGACAGCAUGACCAAGAUCUUCACCAACGUGCUCCAGGUGGGGCUGCGGCGCACGGGCUUCGGGCAGGACGCCAUGCAGUCCAUCCAGUGCGUGGUGGCGGCCACGCUCGAGGUGUACCAGUCCGCCACGCGCGAGCUGCGGCCCACGCCCGCCAAGUCGCACUACGUGUUCAACCUGCGCGACGUGUCGCGCGUCGUGCAGGGCUGCUCGCUGGCCCGCAAGGAGUCCGUGGACUCGAAGCGCUUCUUCGUCAACCUGUGGACGCACGAGGUGCUGCGCGUGUUCUACGACCGCCUGGUGGACGACGGCGACCGCGAGUGGCUGUUCGCGCUGGUGCGCGCGUGCGUGCACACCCACUUCAAGGAGAGCCUGGACGUGUGCCUGGAGAACCAGUGCGACGAGCAGGGCGUGGUGACGCGCCAGGCGCUCGACACGCUCAUCUUCGGCAACUUCAUGGACCCCGACGUGGCGGACGACGAGCGCCGCUACGAGGAGAUCGCACGUCUGCAGGACUUCAAGAGCCUGGCCGAGGCCGUGAUGGACGAGUUCAACGCGUCGCACAAGACCAAGAUCGACGUGGUGCUGUUCGAGUACGCCCUGGUGCACCUGGCCCGGGUGUGCCGCGUCAUCGCCUGCCCGGGCGGCUCCGGACUGCUCGUCGGCGUGGGGGGCUCGGGGCGCCAGUCGCUCACCCGCCUGGGCAACGCCAUCAUGGGCAGCACCAUCUUCCAGCCAGAGAUCACCAAGAACUACGGAGUGUCGGACUGGCGCGACGACCUCAAGCAGGUGCUCAAGGAGUCCGGGGGCCGCGGCAAGGACACGGUGUUCCUGUUCAACGAGACGCAGAUCAAGGAGGAGGUGUUCCUGCAGGACAUCGACGCGCUGCUCAACUCGGGGGAAGUGCCCAACAUCUUCCCCAUCGACGAGAAGCAGGAGAUCCUGGAGCUGGUGCGGCUGGCGGCGCAGGGCGGCAACCGCAACAUGGACGUGAGCCCGCUGCAGGUGUUCGCCUUCUUCAUCAACCGCUGCAAGCAGAAGCUGCACAUGAUGCUGUGCUUCAGCCCCAUCGGGCCCUCGUUCCGCGCGCGCCUGCGCCUCUACCCGUCCCUCGUCAACUGCUGCACCAUCGACUGGUACGAGAUGUGGCCCGAGGACGCCCUGGGCAAGGUGGCCACGCGCUACCUGGCCGACGUGGCGCUCGACGCCGCCGUGCGCACCGCCGCCGUGCAGGCCUGCAAGUACUUCCACUCCACGUCCAAGGUGAGCGCGGACCGCUUCUACGCGUCGACCGGCCGCAAGACGUACAUCACCUCCUCCGCCUUCCUGGAGCUCAUCAAGUCGUUCGCGAGGCUGACGGUGGCCAAACAGGAGGAGAUCAUGGAGUCGAAGAACCGGUACAUGGGCGGCCUGGACAAGCUGGACUUCGCCGCGGCGCAGGUGGCGCAGAUGCAGACCGAGCUGACGAACCUCCAGCCGCGACUGGCGCACGCGGUGAAGGAGUCCUCCAAGAUGCUGGCCAUCAUCGAGCAGGAGACGAUCAAGGUGGAGCAGGCCACGGACCUGGUGCGCGAGGACGAGAAGGUGGCCAACGCGCAGGCCGACGCGUCGCAGGCGCUCAAGUCGGAGUGCGAGGCGGACCUGGCACUGGCCAUCCCCAUCCUAGAGGAGGCCAUCAACGCCCUAAACACGCUCAAGCCGCAGGACAUCACCCUGGUCAAGUCCAUGAAGAACCCGCCCGACGCCGUCAAGAUGGUGAUGGCGGCAGUGUGCAUCAUGAGGGACAUCCCGCCCGACCGCAUGCCCGACCCGGCCACGGGCAGGAAAAUCCUCGACUACUGGGGCCCCAGCCUCAAGCUGCUCGGCGACAUCAACUUCCUGCAGACGCUCAAGGACUACGACAAGGACAACAUCCCGCCCGCGCUCAUGGCCAAGAUCCGCAAGGAGUAUCUCCCCAACAAGGACUUCAAGCCCAGCGUGGUGGCCAAGGCGUCCUCCGCCGCCGAGGGGCUGUGCAAGUGGAUCAUCGCCAUGGACAUGUACGACGUCGUGGCCAAGGAGGUGGCGCCCAAGAAGGCCAAGCUGGAGAUCGCCGAGAAGGAGUACGCCGCCACCAUGGCCCUGCUGGAGGAGAAGCGCGGACAGGUGCGCGCGCUGGAGGACAAGCUGGCCCAGCUGACCGAGCAGCUGAACGAGGCCAACGAACGCAAGCAGGCGCUGCAGGACGACGUCAAGCUGUGCGAGAACAAGCUGGAGCGCGCCAACAAGCUCAUCAACGGCCUCGGCGGCGAGAAGGCGCGCUGGUCGCUGGCCGCCAAGAACCUGCAGACCAACUACGACUGCCUGGCCGGCGACAUCCUGGUGUCCUGCGGCGUCAUCGCCUACCUGGCCACCUUCACGACGCCCUUCCGCGUCGAGGCCGUCGCCAAGUGGCGCGAGUACGUCAUGGCGCUCAAGAUCCCCUUCUCGGCCGAGUUCAGCUUCGUCAAGGUGCUCGGCUCGGAGAUCAAGACGCAGGGCUGGAACAUCCACGGGCUGCCCCGGGACGCCUUCUCCAUCGAGAACGCCAUCAUCGUGGACUGCUCCAAGCGGUGGUCGCUCAUGGUGGACCCGCAAGGCCAGGCCAACAAGUGGAUCAAAGGUAUGGAGAAGGCGAAUGACCUGCAGAUCGCCAAGUUCACCGACGCGGACUACAUGAAGACCGUGGAGCUGUGCGUGUCGACGGGCAAGCCGCUGCUGCUGGAGAACGUGCUGGAGGACCUGGAGGCCCCGAUGGACCCCGUGCUCUUCAAGAUGACCUUCUCGCAGGGGGGCGUGGCGUACAUCAGCCUCGGCGACAACGUGGUCGAGUACCACCCCAACUUCAAGCUGUACAUGACGUCGCGCCUCCGCAACCCGCACUACCUGCCCGACGUCUUCAACAAAGUGACCAUCGUCAACUUCGCGCUGACCGUGGACGGCCUGGAGGACCAGCUGCUGGGCAUCGUGGUGGCCAAGGAGAGGCCCGACCUGGAGGACAAGCGCCAGAGCCUCAUCGUGCAGAGCGCGGCCAACAAGAAGGCCCUCAGCGACGUGGAGGAAAUGAUCCUCAAGACGCUGUCGCAGUCCAAGGGGAACAUCCUAGAGGACGAGACGGCCAUCCGGGUGCUGGACGAGUCCAAGCUGCUGUCCGAGGACAUCAUCCGGAAGCAGGAGGCCACCAAGGAGACGGAGGACAAGAUCGAGAGCUUCCGGCACAACUACCAGUCCAUCGCCAAGCACUCCGCCUCGCUGUACUACUGCGUCACCGACCUGCCCAACAUCGACCCCAUGUACCAGUACUCGCUGACCUGGUUCAUCAACAUCUACAUCAUGUCCAUCGAGACCGCCAACAAGUCGCGCGACCUGGACCGCCGACUGGCCUUCCUCACCGACACCUUCACCUACAACCUGUACUGCAACGUCUGCAGGUCGCUGUUCGAGAAGGACAAGCUGCUGUUCUCCUUCAUCCUCUGCACCUCCAUCAUGCUGGCCAAGCGCACCCUCACCAAGCAGGAGCUCAACUUCUUCCUGACGGGCGGCGUGGGCCUGGAGAACCCCAACCCGAACCCCGCCGCGGCCUGGCUCCCCGACAAGCACUGGGACGAGGUGUGCCGCGUGGACGAGGUGCCCGGCUUCGCCGGCUUCCGCCAGUCGUUCACGGCGGGCCUGUCCGAGUGGAAGCAGUACUACGACCUGGCCGAGCCGCAGACCGCGUCGCCGCCCCGGGCGUGGACCGGCGGCAAGGACCCCAGCCUGUUCCAGAAGCUCAUCUGCCUGCGCAUGGUGCGCCCCGACAAGGUGACGCACGCCGUGAGCGCGCUGGUGCAGAGCCACCUGGACAAGAGGUACGUGUCGCCGCCGCCCUUCGACAUCGCGCGCUCCUACGAGGACUCCAACUGCCUGGCGCCGCUCAUCUUCAUCCUGUCGCCCGGCGCCGACCCCAUGGCCGCGCUGCUCAAGUUCGCCACCAAGAUGGGCGUGGCCAACAAGUUCCAGUCCAUCUCGCUGGGCCAGGGCCAGGGCCCCAUCGCCGCGGCCAUGGUCAAGGAGGCGCAGGCGGAAGGCGGCUGGGUCUGCCUCCAGAACUGCCACGUGGCCGAGUCCUUCAUGACGCCCCUGGAGAAGAUCUGGGAGGGCUUCGACACCAACAACACGUCGCUGGGCUUCCGGCUGUGGCUCACCAGCUACCCGUCGGCCGCGUUCCCCGCCUCCCUGCUGCAGAACGGCGUCAAGAUGACCAACGAGCCGCCCACGGGGCUGCAGCAGAACCUGCUGCGCUCCUACCUCUCCGAGCCCGUCAAGGACCCCGAGUUCUUCGAGGGCUGCCCCGGCAAGGACAGGGUGUUCGUCAAGCUGCUCUACGGCAUCUGCUUCUUCCACGCCGUGAUCCAGGAGCGGCGCAAGUUCGGCCCCAUCGGCUGGAACAUUCCGUACGGCUUCAACGAGUCGGACUUCGCCAUCUCGGUCCGACAGCUGCAAAUGUUCAUCAACGAGUACGAGCAGGUGCCGUACCAGGCCAUCUCGUACUUGACGGGCGAGUGCAACUACGGCGGGCGCGUGACGGACGACUGGGACCGGCGCGCCCUCGUCGUCGUCCUGUCCAACUUCGUCAACGACAACGUGGUGACGGACGCCAACUACGUCUUCUGCCCCGGCGGCCCCCAGUACGGCCUGCCGCGCAAGAACGACUACCGCGAGUACGUCCGCCACGUGGAGGCCCUGCCGUCGCUGCCGCCGCCCGAGGUGUACGGGCUGCACGUCAACGCGGGCAUCAGCAAGGACCUGCAGGCCACCCGGGCGCUCGUCGACACCAUGCUGUCCGUGCAGGGCCGGGUUUCGGUGGACGGCGGCCAGACGGAGCACGUGAUCCUCACAAUCGCCAACGACAUCCUCGCCAAGCUGCCCCCGCCGUUCGACCUGGAGCUGGCCGCGCAGCGCUUCCCCGUCUCCUACUCCGAGUCCAUGAACACGGUGCUGGUGCAGGAGAUGGAGCGCUUCAACAGGCUGGAGGGCGUGGUGCGGCGCUCCCUGCAGGAGCUCCAGCGCGCCGUCAACGGCCUCAUCGUCAUGUCCCCCGAGCUGGACGCCGUGGCCAACGCGCUGCUCGUGUCCAAGGUGCCCGCAGCCUGGAGUGCCGCGUCGUACCCCAGCCUCAAGCCCCUCGCCAGCUACGUCGCCGACCUGUGCGAGCGCAUGCGUGCGCUGCAGCACUGGCACGACAACGGCAGGCCCAGCGUCUUCUGGCUGUCCGGGUUCUUCUUCACGCAGGCGUUUCUCACCGGAGCCAUGCAGGACUUUGCUCGCAAGUACACCAUUCCCAUCGACCAGCUUACGUUCGACUUCGAGGUGCGCGGCUCAGACGACGCAAGCGUGGCCCCCCAGGACGGCGUCUACUGCCACCGCCUGUACCUGGACGGCGCUCGCUGGGACAGAGGCGCGGGGGCCCUGGCUGAGCAGCUCCCGAAGGUGCUGAAUGAUAUGAUGCCUGUCAUUUGGUUUAAACCUACUCGAAAGCAAGAUCUAAAUGAAGGACGCAGAUACCGUUGCCCUCUCUAUCGAACAUCAGAACGGAGAGGGGUCUUGUCUACUACAGGUCAUUCGACAAACUUUGUGCUGGCACUACUUUUGGAAACAGACAAGCCGGUAAAACACUGGAUUCAGAGAGGAACAGCUCUGUUAUCUCAAUUAGACGAUUAAUAACCAUCUGUGAUAAGACUUUAGAAUUGAACUGAAACAAAAUAAAAUAAAAAUGAAUUUUU